Molecule: messenger RNA, 2474 nt
Organism: Balaenoptera musculus (blue whale)
Lineage: Eukaryota; Metazoa; Chordata; Mammalia; Artiodactyla; Balaenopteridae
Gene: MYZAP
Product: myocardial zonula adherens protein
Exons: 13
Coding region: 75-1427 (450 amino acids)
Biological process (GO): intracellular signal transduction; maintenance of ER location
Cellular component (GO): intracellular anatomical structure; RNA polymerase II, holoenzyme; nuclear envelope
Source: RefSeq, a predicted model, not a curated record
CCAGCGGGGCGGCCCCCGGCUUAUUCCACUCGCGAGAAGCACCGCGCCGAGCCCGCCACCAAGGCCGCUGAGGGAUGCUGCGCUCCACGUCCACAGUCACGCUGCUCUCGAGCGGCGGCUCCAGCGCUCCCGGGGCGCCCAACAGGAGGGCAAAUGUCUGCAGACUACGGCUGACCGUACCUCCUGAAAGUCCAGUGUCUGAGCCAAGUGAAAAGAAGGUGGAAAGAAGAGAGAAGUAUCGUGACCUGAGCAAUGAUGAACCCACCAUGAAACUCCCUCAGGGUGUUGUCUAUGGUGUGGUGCGAAGAUCAGAUCAAAACCAGCAGAAAGAAAUGGUGGUGUAUGGGUGGACCACCAAUCAGCUGAAAGAAGAGAUGAACUACAUCAAAGAUGUAAGAGCCACUUUGGAAAAUGUAAGGAAGCGAAUGUACGGAGACUAUGAUGAAAUGAGACAGAAGAUUCGACAGCUCACCCAGGAACUGUCAGUUUCACAGGCUCAGCAGGAGUAUCAGCAGAAUUACAUCCAAACCCAGUCGUCAGCCCUGGACAGUUUUAAUACCAUGAACUCGGCUUUGGUGUCGGACUCCAUCGGCCUGCAGAAAACCCUUGUGGAUGUUACUUUGGAGAACAGCAACAUUAAGGAACAAAUCAGAAAUCUGCAGCAGACACAUGAAGCCUCCAUGGACAAGCUGCGGGAAAAGCAGAGGCAGUUAGAGGUAGCACAAGUGGAAAACCAGCUGCUGAAAAUGAAGGUGGAAUCCUCCCAAGAAGCCAAUGCGGAGGUGAUGAGAGAGAUGACCAGGAAGCUGUACAGCCAGUACGAAGAAAGGCUGCACGAAGAGCAGCAGAGGCACAGUGCCGAGAAAGAGGCACUCCUGGAAGAAACCAAUAGUUUUCUGAAAGCCAUUGAAGAAGCCAAUAAAAAGAUGCAAGUGGCAGAGACCAGCCUAGAGGAGAAGGACCAGAGGAUCGGGGAGCUGGACAGGCUGAUUGAGCGCAUGGAGAAGGAACGCCAUCAACUUCAACUCCAGCUCCUGGAGCAUGAAACAGAAAUGUCAACAGAAAUUACCAAUUCUGACAAAGAAAGGUAUCAGCGGCUGGAGGAGGCGUCAGCCAGCCUCCGGGAGCGGAUCCGACACCUAGAUGACAUGGUGCAUUGCCAGCAGAAGAAAGUCAAGCAGAUGGUUGAGGAGAUUGAAUCACUAAAGAAAAAGGUGCAGCAGAAACAGCUCUUAAUAUUGCAGCUUUUAGAAAAGAUAUCUUUCUUAGAAGGAGAGAAUAAUGAACUACAAAGCAGGUUGGACUAUUUAAUAGAAACCCAGCGCAAGACUGAAGUGGAAACCAGAGAGGUUGGAGUGGGCUGUGAUCUUCUACCCAGGAUCCAUCUUAGCACUUUAACUACCUGGGUCAAUCAGCAGAGGAAAUGAAAACUACGUAUCCACAUUUCCGAAAAGGCAGAGUAAUAUUUCAUUUGUUUCCUCACGAAUAUUUAUGAAGUGCCUACUAUGUGACAGACGCCGUGCACGUCUGGGUGGCGAGGAGCACAGCAUCUUGAGAGGUGAUUCAGGGCAGUGGUUUUCCACCUGUGCUUUUUGGAACUGCGUGCUGUGUGCUAGGGUGCCGGGAGGGGCCUCCAGGGGUGAGGAGGUGAGCAAGGAGCUGGCCUGUGGGGACUGUCCCCCCUCAAAAAAAAACAACCUGGCAAACUUAGCUUUUAGUGUGUUUUUUAUGUUAGAUUCCAAGUAAGAUUUUGCUUGAAUAAAAGAGCUCUGUGGUCAAAAUCAAAUUGGAACCCCCGAUCUAGUUUAAUCUCCCUGUCUUAUAGACACCAAAAUCGAGGCCCAGAGAGAUAAAGGGAUUCCCUAGAAGCCACACAGCCAGGAUUUGAACCAUACCUUUGCAGUCCUGGUAUGGUACAUCUGUAGUUUUAAAAUACGCAAUAGAGCUGCUAAAUUGUGUCACGUCUGUUCUAAUACAAUUCCUGGUUCUCACUUGGACUUCAAACUUGCAUCUAACUAAUAAAAAGAUUCCAUGGUGUUUUCCAGAAUAUUUUAAAAACAGUCUCCAGAAAAGUAAUGAAUUAAGCCUCAGUUAUACAGAUGAGUUUUGUUCUUACUCCCUGUUCUCCUGCAGAGAACUUGGCAGUGCAGUCCAGUUGGGAAGGCUCAGGCUGUGGGUUCCCUGCCCAGUCAGCUGCUGGGCAAGUUACCCAAUCUCUCUUAAACCUCUGUGAUUUCAUCCUUAAAAUGGGAAUGAAGAUGACAAUAUCAAAUUUUAUAGGGUUGUGAAGAGGAUUAAAUGAAAACAUGUAUAUAAAGCAUUUAGCAAGGUAAUUGGACCGAAGUUAGGAACUUAAUAAAUAAUAGCUAGUAUCCCUAUUAUCCAAAUCAAAACUCUGAUUUUACAUGUAAGACACUGGAUCAAGUAUUUUUUAAAAAUUUUAUUGGAGUAUAGUUGAUUUACAAUGUUGUGUU